AUGGCACGGUACAAGGAGAUCUUCGUAAACUCUUUAGAUGAAGAUGUUAAGUGUUGUUUCUGCCAUUUACCUCUACGUGAACCCGUUCAAACAAGAUGUGGACACAGAUUGUGCCGUGAGUGUCUCGAGGAACUAACACAGUCGACGGAAAAGUAAGAAAAAUUUGAUGUAUUCAAAGCUACAGGGAAAGCUUAUUUAUAUUGUGCUUGUAGAUUAGUUGGUAUUCUUAAAAAGAUGUAAUCCUCUUUCCCCUUUAUUUUGUGGGAAAUUAAAAGUGCAGGAAUGGUCAAUAUCUCCGGGUUUCAUAGAGGAUAGUACGGGGUUCAAAAAAUGGAGAAAAAUUGUUCCUCGACACUUAAUAAAUAAUAUUCAUCAUGUCGUGGGCAUGCCUGAUUUUUUAAGUGAUCGAGAGAGAUAAUAGGUGGUUUUCAUGCAAUCUCGGGAGACGCAAAUAACAAUGGUGAAAUGAACAAAUGCUGGUGGACAAACAAAGCGAGCUAAUGAGCGAUCUUUUGUUUACCGUCCACCAGCAUGGCGGCGAUGACGAAACGUGAAAACCACCUAGGUAUAUCAUAUUGUUUCUUGCUUUUUCUUUCGUUGAGAUUACCUUUUUUCGACCAAUUUUCACGUGAUUCCCAAAUGUUUUGAUGGGCGGGGUCUUCGUUUUUGUGAUUAAUCUACUUUUUUAACCGAAGCUUCGAGUCAAAUUUGUUGGUGAUUGUAGAUCUUGUUGUUCCUUAAUAUACAGUACAAUCUGAGUUGGCGACUGUUUCAAGCUAAUUUUCAAGUGAUUUUAAGGAAGUAUUUGUCUGUUGUAUAGUGAGACGUGGUCUGGCAUUGUUACAGGGGUUCAAGUUGCACACCCCUGCCAAAAAUGUGCUAAAGGCCUCCCCUCAGCUAGCAAGAAAAAUAAAGGCUCUGGUGGCAGGUUUUCCUGGGGUAAUCCCCAUAAAGAUGACAGGAGUGCAUGUUGGACAAUUUUCACAACACCCCUAAGGGUGAUCAUUUUAUGGGCAUGGCUAAAGUUGAUUCAUUCACACUCAUAAGAGGUACCAAAUUAAAUAAACAACAAAUUAAUAAACUCUUCCAAUUGGCAGUGUUUUUGCAUAAAGGCUCGAUGCCUUGUACCACACAGAAAACACACAAAAGGUAAUGGGCAAAAUUCUGGUGGUAGGAAAGCGCAUAAAUCUAGGGGUAAGGGGACCAGGAGAGAAGCCCUCCUGGGGGGAGACAAGAUCGAGUGGUACCAGGGGUAGCCAACCUGGACAGGAGUCCUGAUCAGUCUACCGGGGUGAGGCCCAUAUCCCCCAGUCUUUAGGAACUAAGGGGAACCAGGAGGGGUGGCCCUCCUGGGUGGAGUACAGAUCAGGUGGGACCGGGGGUCCACACCCUGGAGUGAACUUAACUGGUACUGACAAAUUUUGGUUGACUAUUUACUUGACUAACAAAUAAAUCCCUUCAAAUUUACGAUUCAACUCUGUUACCCUUGUAAGGUUCUGCAGCAAACCUAAUAGCCACAAAUUUUGACCCUGAAAGGUACAAAUGAUGAUCCUUGUCAUUUUUGAGGAGAGUAAUCCUUAAGGGCAGGAUCAGUUUAAAUUAAUUCAAAGUUUGUGUAUUGAUCAAUGUUUGCAGGGAUGACAAGUCAGACAAUGAUGAUCUGUUUUCUUUUACUUGCCCAGUGGAUAAUGUGAAGUUGGAUUGUGACAUUGUAAGUAUAUGUCUGUUAACUAAUUCACUAAUUGUUUUUCUUGUUCAUGAAGUUAUUUUUACGAUCUUGCCUUUCUGCUUGCCUUUGUUCAUAGGACACCUUCCCUGACAAAGCAACAGAGAGAAAGAUUGUGUCCUUGAUCAUUUGGUGUCCAAAUGGUUCCUGUGAGUGGACAGGACCACUUGGGGAAAAACAAGUAAGACUGCUUAACUUGCUAAGUGAUACCCUUGAAUAAUAAAUAUUCUCCCAGUUUUUCUCCCUUGCACAACAUAUACUGACUGGGGAUUUUAAUAAGUGGUAAGAAAAUCUUACACCAACUUGCAGACAUUGCUGUGCAAUUUUUAUACCUUCAGUGAUUUCAAUGCACAUUUUUAAGGACUGCCCAUGAGGUGUUCAGCUGGUUGAUGUUAUUGAUCAUGUACAUUAUACAUUCUCUAUUUUCCAAUUCCCCAUAAUACACUCUGUUUGCCCCCCAAAUUUUGCAUAAACCAUUGUUUUUAAAUGCUCCUGGGAGUAUUGCAUUUUCCCAAGAGCAUUUUAAGACAAUAAGUUAUACAAAAUUUGGGGGGCAGACAGAGUGUAUUAUGGGGAAUUGGAAAAUAGAGAAUAAAGUACAUGUGCUUUACCUAAAAUUUUCCUAAGAUACAUGACUGUAAAAAUUGUGUUGCCAGGAGUCUUACACUGUUUAUCCUAGACUGUCAUUGAACCUGAAAAGAACAAUAUAUUCAAACAUACAAUGCAGUUAAUUAAUUUUCAUGCACUUUUAAUAAAUAAAUCUAGGACACCCACACAUUCGCAAAAUAUUUUUGUGCAUGCUUUUUAUUUGUAUUUCUUAUUACAUGCACAUGCAACAUGAGAUAAAUAUUACUGACAUUACAUUGUUUUGUUCAAUAACAGAAACACCUGGAUUAUUGUCUCUUGCUUGUUGUCUCUUGUACAAAUGAGAACUGUAAAGAGACCAUGGUGAGAAAGGAUCUGGAUGAACAUGUGACUGUCACAUGUCAAUGGAGGAUGAUACACUGUUCACACUGUAGUGUUGCACUCGCUAAAUACUACGAAGAGGUAAAACCAUCACCUAUUAAAUAAUAGAAGCUGACAAGUAAGCGUGCUGUUAAAUUUUUCUCCAUAUCAUUUUGAUUAUUCAUAAUUGACCAACUUUAGAGCCCUGGCGCCAGGUGAUCAAACCUUGGAUAGUGCCUUCCGCUGAUCCAGUAGCCUCCCCGCAGACGUCCUUUGGGGUUCGUUUGUCACGUAUUCAUUUCUACCCCACGGACGUCUGCUAAACACAGCCGACAUUUACGUUCUGGAUUGUUUGAAUAAGCCAAAAAGCGGUCAGUCAUUGUGUCACGAUCAGCCAAUCACGGGCUGUGAUAUAACAGGAACGGUACCUGGUGCGAAUUAUUUCCCGCGAAAAGAGAUCGCUUGAGAGGAAUAUUUGUUCGACCGUAAAAUACGGCUUAAGUGAUUCCAUAUUCUCAUUCCAUGCCUAUGUAUGGAUCAGACUCCGGCGAAAGUUGUGAAAAGCGAAUUUUUUUGUUUUCUUUGCGGCUGUAAUUUAGGAAAGGACCGAGUUCGUGUGUUUGGCAAAAGCGCAGUCGACAUUGCAGGGCUCAUCAAACGUACUCUGGACGUUGAUGUGUCUGUGUAUUCUUCCAGAGGAAUAAUUGUUUUAGUAAAAUCCAACUACGGUCAGAAAUAUCGAGACAAAACAACAUAAGCUUGCAAAACGCGACUCGAUCGCCAUUGUUUUGGUUUUCUAAGCCGGCGCUUUUCGUUACUAGUGGGCUAUAACAUAUAUCCUAGUAGUAGCUCAACCAGUCAGAACGCAGCAUUAAUAAUAGACCACUAGUUGGAUUUUACUAAUAUUUUUAAGACCGGUCCAUGUAAGAGGAGUUGGGGAAAUUGCGUGAAAUUAUUUCACUUCUUGCUAGCGGUUGCCAAAGGGUUAUAAAGACAAAUUUAAUCAUGAUUGUUGUCUCUAUCUUCUUUCAAGGAGCACAUAAAUCUGUGUGCAAAGUACCCUGCUGAGUGUCCUAACGCUUGCGGUGUGGCAAUUUCGCGAGAAAAGGCCGAAGGGCUCUAGUUUAGGAUAUUAAAGUGCCAUAUUUUGUUUUCCAGUCUAAAUUUUCGUUGAUGCUGUGAACUGUUGUUAGUUGAGAGUUUAAGCUUCACGUAUACCGGGAACGGCAAACGUCAUAUUCAAGUUGAGAAUUUCUCAAAAUAAAAAAUGUGCAGAUAAAAACAGCUCAAAACAAUUUAUAUGGAUAAAAAAUUGCGUGAAACUAUUAUUUUAAUGGUAGAAAGUAAACAGUAAACGACAUGCAAGUAAAAGGGACUCACGUGGUACAAAUUCGCGUUUGCAGUUGAAAUCUUUAUUUCUCUCACAAUUGAAUUCACGUGCUGGAAGUUCAGUUUUUCAUCUUGUGCAGAAUGAGCUCCAACUGCAUAUGCUUGAGAUUUUCCACUUAUUAGAACUCGUUUGUCAUGGUCUCCUUAACCGGCGCUCACAAGCGGCAUUUGCUAGCGCGACUAUUUAGCCUUCCGCAGUCAAGAAUUGAUGAAGCUGAAUUUCUCUUGGGUCUGGUCCCCUAAGUUCAUGAUUUUCUCUCAUAGAUAACUGAUCACACUGAAAAUGACUGUCCUCUUGAGAUAGUAUCCUGUCCCUAUGUUCAUAUGGGGUGCGUGAUGUCAAGGUAAAUUUUAAUAAGUCUAGUGUGACGUUUUGAAACCGAUACCUGGAAAAGGCAAAAAUCUGGGCUAAUGAACAAGUGCUCAUUGCUGAAUUUACCAAACAUAAUCAAUCACUUCUCUGGUCGUAGAGAUCUCAAUUUGGAUGAAACAUGAGUGUGUUAGUUUUUUUGGAAUUUAUCGGAGUCAUGUGGGGUCGUCAACUACCACUGCAUACCUCAUACAAUUUGCCUGUGUUUUACCUUCUUCCGGCAUGUUGUGUUAAAAAAAAAACUGUUUAUUUAAGAUUCCAAAUCUUCGUUUUCCAAUGUGCAAACGUUUCCUUCGGGCUUUAAUAGCCCUUCAUAAUCUUGAAUGAUCAGCACCCUCAUCCGUAUAACGGUUCGGUUUUCCGUAAUAUCGCUCCGUUUUUUUGAAUGGUGUCCACUCCCACGUAAUUUUCUGUUACCAAACUUCAUGAAUAUGUCGCCUAUGAAUAUUGAUAGACAUCAAUAAAUUCAAUAAAGUUGUAUUAACUUAAAAAGUGAUAAAAAUGUAGCUGUUUUGACCCAUUGCUGCGGUAGACUUUAAUCCUCUCAGUUACAGUUUUUUUAAGCUAGAAAGCUAAGAUUGGCUACUUCAUUUUUUGCAGACUAAACGAAAUCAAGUUGAGUCACACCUGCAAUCGGCCACGAGUAAACACCUUGAGUUGGCCUGCUUAAACCUGCGUAGCACUCAAGAGGAGUUCAGAGAAAAGACAAGUAAACUGGAAGAAAAAGUGUCUGGGUUAGAGGAACAAAUUAUCGAAAUGAAAAAAGUAAACAGUUUUCUAUUCAAGAAGAUUGCUUCUCUUAGCACGACACACGAAUCAGUGCAUGAUGAGAAAGUAAGUAGUACACCUAUAGUCCCGAGUCUCUCGGGCUUUAAAUUGCCCGGCGANCUGCAAUCGGCCACGAGUAAACACCUUGAGUUGGCCUGCUUAAACCUGCGUAGCACUCAAGAGGAGUUCAGAGAAAAGACAAGUAAACUGGAAGAAAAAGUGUCUGGGUUAGAGGAACAAAUUAUCGAAAUGAAAAAAGUAAACAGUUUUCUAUUCAAGAAGAUUGCUUCUCUUAGCACGACACACGAAUCAGUGCAUGAUGAGAAAGUAAGUAGUACACCUAUAGUCCCGAGUCUCUCGGGCUUUAAAUUGCCCGGCGAACCCAUGGAAUUCAAUUUUAUGAAUGUAACUCCUCAGCUGUCUUGGAAGAUAAGUGGCAUCACUGAGAUGUUAAAACCACCUGAACCAUACGGGAAGACAGAAUUACAGAGCGAACCUUUCUACUCAUCUAUCAAUGGCUACAAAAUGAAAGUAUCUUUUUAUCCCAGGGGCAUGAAGAGCAACAAAAAUGGAUAUUCGUCAGUAUUUUUGGUCAUCAUGAAAGGGGAAUAUGACGAGGCAUUGUCAUGGCCUUUCCGUCAUAAAGUAGUUUUCACCCUAAUUGACCAAAAACGAGAUCCGGAGAAGAGAUCGAAUAGUUCCAUGGAGUUGAUUCCAGACCCUUCCAGGCAUGCCAAGAGUUGUGCAAAACCAACCCAAGUUGAAAAUCCUAGGUUUGGGUUUUGGUACUUUCAUUUGAUUUAUUCAGUUAUGAGCUAUAUUCUCGACGAUUCUCUAUUACUUGAAGUGAGGAUA
Porites evermanni is the source of this 6053-nucleotide messenger RNA. The record is from the annotation of a GenBank genome assembly. NCBI's taxonomy places the organism in Eukaryota, Metazoa, Cnidaria, Anthozoa, Scleractinia, Poritidae.